Molecule: messenger RNA, 2443 nt
Organism: Trachymyrmex septentrionalis
Lineage: Eukaryota; Metazoa; Arthropoda; Insecta; Hymenoptera; Formicidae
Gene: egh
Product: beta-1,4-mannosyltransferase egh
Exons: 3
Coding region: 867-2243 (458 amino acids)
Cellular component (GO): cytoplasm
Molecular function (GO): beta-1,4-mannosyltransferase activity
Source: RefSeq, a predicted model, not a curated record
AGGAGUCGAUCGGUUGUCGUUCCUCGAGUCUCGACAACACUCGACGGUAGUGAAGGGAAAAAAAAUCCAAACACAAAUCGGUGCGUUGAACCCUCGCGUGUGAUGUUGAGCUGUUGCGAGUUCCUACGAGCAGUGUGAUAGUUGUGUGUAAUGCGUAUGCGUGCGUGUGUCAGACAGUGCGUGUCAAAAUUAUUAUGAAAACGCGUUCGCGCGCCGUCGAUGUAAUGAAGUGCUGAGUCCACCCAAUUCGGCUUAUUCGACCGUUCUCGCAGGCAAUGGGUAGAGCCGGCGCGUUCGCGAUUAUUACGCACGUCUGAAAAUUCAACCACCUCAGGUCCCGGCACGCUGACGCAGGUACGUCCGGAGCUAACCGGAGCGCGAUGGAGUGCGGUGGAUACCAACGGUCAAAGAGCAGUUUCGUAUAUAUAAUUCCACCUGAUUCCGCUUCAUUCCACUUGAUUCUCGAGACCGUGCUCGAGAAUCAAGAGACGUUCAUGCCGCGCGGCUCGUCGUUUCCCCCGCACAAUACGCUACAAAUCAUUUACAGAGUGCGAUAUCGACAAGGUUAUACGAGUGUACCGCGUUAUCGCUGAUAACCGUCAGACGAGACGUAUUUACUUAUUCCCUCCCUCCCGCGACUUCCGUUAAAUUCUACAAGAAUUUGUAGAAUGUUGUGACGUUCGUUUGACCGUGCUAACACAGCGGUGAUGUUCGGACUUUGCAAUCGGUGUUUUAAGUCAUGAUUAAGCGGAUUAUAAUUUCCAAGCACGUCUACAUUUACUUGUAAAAUUCGAGGUCGUUCGACACACCUCAGUUCUCGUUAUCGCAAGCGUCGGUUACUAUCUGUUCAAGGGUCGCAUUGAAUAAUGUUGAACAGUAUAACAAAACACAUUUUGCACUGCUGUCUGCUGCUUGUGGUCAUAUUAGUAUUUGAAUUUGUAUCUGGAGGCCUUCGAUGGAACAUGGAUAAGAAGGAAGAAAUCAAUCCAUGGACAAGAUAUGGCAUUAUCGGUGCAAUUACUUUGUACCUGUUACGCACAGUGACGUUUCUCUCCUUGCCACAAGUGUUAUUCAAUUUUAUAGGAUUAACGAUAUACAAUGCAUUCCCUGAUAAAGUAAUCUUGAAAGGCUCACCUCUGCUUGCACCAUUUAUCUGUAUAAGAAUAGUAACUCGCGGGGAUUAUCCUCAAUUAGUAAAGACGAAUGUGAAGAGAAAUUUAGAUAAAUGCAUAGAGGCUGGUCUCGAAAACUUCCAAAUAGAAGUAGUAAGCGAUAAGCCAAUAGGAUUAACGCCGCAUCGCAGGGUGCGAGAAGUUGUCGUCCCACCAAAAUAUCGCACAAGUAGCGGUGCCUUAUUUAAGGCUCGUGCUUUACAAUACUGCCUCGAAAGCUCGGUAAACGAAUUGGCUGAUCACGACUGGAUUGUUCAUCUCGAUGAAGAGACUCUGAUGACUGAAAAUUCUGUUCGCGGCAUAUUGAACUUUGUACUGGAUGGCAAACACCAAUUUGGUCAAGGAUUGAUCACAUAUGCUAAUGAAGAUGUUGUUAAUUGGAUUACGACCUUGGCCGAUAGUUUCAGAGUAGCAGACGAUAUGGGAAAGCUAAGAUUACAGUUCACCAUGUUUCACAAGCCAUUUUUUAGCAUGAAAGGGUCCUAUGUUAUCACACAGAUGGGAGCAGAAAAACACGUUUCGUUUAAUAAUGGAUUAGACGGAUCCGUUGCAGAAGAUUGUUUCUUCGCAAUGAAGGCAUUUUCCCAGGGAUAUACGUUCAAUUUUGUGGAUGGCGAAAUGUGGGAAAAAUCACCGUUUUCUCUGUGGGACUUUGUACAGCAGAGAAAAAGAUGGCUGCAAGGUAUAUUACUUGUUGUGCAUUCCAAAGCGAUUCCAUUGAGAAAGAAAUUCUUGCUGGGUAUUUCGUGUUACUCAUGGGUAACGAUGCCUCUUUCCACUUCUAACAUUGUUUUGGCCGGAUUGUGUCCGAUUACUUGCCCACCGUUGAUCGACUUUCUUUGCGCGUUUAUCGGUGCAGUAAAUAUCUACAUGUAUGUGUUUGGAGUAGUUAAAUCGUUCUCCUUAUAUCGUUUCGGUGUUGCCCGAUUUAUGCUGUGUAUAUGUGGUGCAUUAUCCACUAUUCCAUUCAACAUAAUUAUUGAGAAUGUUGCCGUGAUAUGGGGUUUAUUUGGUAAGAAACACAAGUUCUAUGUUGUUAACAAGGAGCACAGGCCGCCAUUGACCGUAUGAUACGUCAUCAGUUUAGAACUAUUAUCUAACUGGUAUAUACUUAGCAACAGAGUAAUGUUUCCAUUGUGCAUGUGCACAAUUAGUACCUGUAAAUUUACAUAGGAAACUAUCACUGUCAUAAAUAAAAUAUUUAUAACUAGUAUUACAUGAGAAUUACAAGAUCCCUAAGACAGAUUGAUUAAUCAAUUUCAAAACAGGCA